AUGAAGGCUUGGACCCCGGAUUUUGACUUCAAUAAUGAGGUGCUGAAGACAAUACCUAUAUGGGUAAAGUUCCCCAAGCUACCUCUAAAUUGUUGGGGGAUUGAGGCUCUUAGAAGAAUCAAUAGUGGGAUAGGACUACCAUUAUAUGCCGAUGACUGUACCACAAAGAUUGAAAGAAUUUCCUAUGCAAGUGUAUUGAUAGAGAUGAAUAUCAUAAAGGAAUUACCAACUAACGUACUUGUCCAGGAUCCAAAUGGAAGGGAAUUUGAGCAGGUUGUUGAGUAUGAAUGGAAGCCUCAGUUCUAUGCUCAAACAGAAGUACCUGACUAUCAAGAUGGUAUGGGGGCACAAAAGGGGCAAGAUGAUGAAUGUCAAAGGGUGAAAGCGAAGCUGCACACAGUUAGAGAUAGACAGGAAUUAUGGGAUGAACUGAAGGCAAUUAAUAGCAUGGAGAAAGUACCUUGGGUUGCGAUGGGAGAUUAUAAUGCUGUCUUAAACAUCGACGACAGAAUAUAUGGAAAUCCUGUACAAGAAGCUGAAGUGAAGGAUUUCAGGGAGUUACUAGAUGACACUGAUUAUGGAUCCUCAUUUCUCAGACCAUUCCCCUCUAUGCCUGAAGGUAGAAGUGAAGUCAAAAAGGAAGCCCAUACCCUUUAG
Messenger RNA from Nicotiana attenuata, 657 nucleotides. RefSeq lists its product as uncharacterized. NCBI's taxonomy places the organism in Eukaryota, Viridiplantae, Streptophyta, Magnoliopsida, Solanales, Solanaceae. The coding region runs from base 1 to 657 and encodes 218 amino acids. The record is from RefSeq and is a predicted model, not a curated record. The transcript has 4 exons.